This is a messenger RNA of Mercenaria mercenaria, 1957 nucleotides long. Its product is annotated as derlin-1-like. Gene Ontology annotation, cellular component: Hrd1p ubiquitin ligase ERAD-L complex; endoplasmic reticulum membrane. Gene Ontology annotation, molecular function: misfolded protein binding; ubiquitin-specific protease binding. Bases 332 to 649 code for a protein of 105 amino acids. The transcript is spliced from 3 exons. Gene Ontology annotation, biological process: endoplasmic reticulum unfolded protein response. The record is from RefSeq and is a predicted model, not a curated record. NCBI's taxonomy places the organism in Eukaryota, Metazoa, Mollusca, Bivalvia, Venerida, Veneridae.
GUAACUACUUUUUACGACCGUGCUACGCACCUGAAUUGGAUGACGUCAUUGCACGCGAGUGGUUUAUUGCAGAAUAACCCGAGAUAGAUUUUGCUCUACAUGUAUGUAGGUUAUUUGCUGGUCGUGUUAGAAUCAAGAUUUGACUAUGCAAUAAUUAUUGAGGCUGAUCAUGUAGUUAUUGAGGCACAGUGUGAGUUGCUGCGUCAGUCUCUAUUCCACCAGCCGAGGACAAGCACUGAUCAGAAUAAGCAGUACUCAAGAUAUCUUACUAUUUUGUGAGGGCUUCUCCCUUUUUUAUAAUCAUUGUAAAAGUUAAAUUACAGGGGUUCUCAUGUUUAUUCAUUCACAGGCAAUGUGCUUGCCAUGGAUAUAUGUAACAUUCGACAUUAUUGUUGAUCAUAGGAGUCCCGUGAUAGCGCUAAGUGGUGUCAUAGUUGGCCAUGUGUAUUUCUUCCUCAUGUUCAAAUAUCCACUGGACUUCGGAGGAGUGAGACUGCUCUACGCGCCACGAAUUCUUUACAAAUAUUUCCCAAACCGAAGAGAAAGGAUGGCAUGGUUUGGACAAGCCCCAGCCAGUCUACGACGCUCAAGUGAUGACCAGGAUGAACACAGGUGGGGCGGCCGUGGCCAUAUUCUUGGAGGAAACUAGAUACACUUUCAUAAAAUUUAGAAUUUUGGGAAAACAACUUGGACAAUUUUCCAGACUUUCGUCUAAAUACUCAAAUCCGCUUGUCCCCAGACUUAAUGCAAUUCUCCGGCGUCGGCGUCGUGUGUAGACACCUCGUUAACGAUACUCGGCAAGCUCCUAUCUCACGACUGGAUGAAACUUCAUACAAACUUUCUUAAAGAUAUAUCAACUGAAUAACAUAGGUUUCAUAAUUCUUGCUUCAUUAGAUGAAAUUAUGCCUCUUUUUGUACUUUGCAUUUUUUUUUCAACAAAAUUCAGUUCGCGAUUGUCAGCAAGUUGGUAUCUCUUGAAUAUAUUUUGCUAUUAUCUGCUUUCAUGUGAAAGGGAAAACAUAGAAAUACUGUUCAUACAACUUUGCGCUCAUUUUCCCAUUAAGCAGACCAACCCCAAUCACAAUUUUAAUUUCUUAUGUUUCUUGAUAUUGGCUUUUCCGUCGCCUGCCCAUUCCCCACCCGCAUCACUCACCCACUCGUCCCACACUACUCCAACUUUCAUCCUACCCCUUCCCCGCCCCCACCAAAUAAAAUUACAUUCUUGUGUAUCUUCUUAUCCUGUCACCACCCCCACAGACACUUACAUUACCCCAACCCCAAACCACGCAACCUACUCUUUUUUUUUUUUUUAAAUAUAUAGUUUCUUGUAUUUCUUGAUAAUGUCUUCCUAUUUCGCCACCCGCACUUUACCAACCCCCACCCCACCUCACCCCCUAUCAUUUUUAUAUAUUUUCUUGUAUUUCUUGAUACCGUAUCUGUUAGUAUCCCAUCCCAUUACUAUUCCAUCACCGGCACAUUUACCCACGCCGCUACACCCACACACUCCCAAAACAACCGCGCAAAAUGUUUGUGAUUUUUGAUAAUGUCUCUUAGUAUCUAUUAGACCUAAUGUGUUCAGUCAUCUGUAAUAAAUGCAUAAUAUAAAAGACUAUAGAGUAAGAGAGGGACAGACACCAAGAUAAAGAGGAAAUAAUCACAAGUUCGUCUUGAAUGGGCUAUAGAUUGUGCUUUUCCGUCCGUCAUUCCGUCCGUCUUUCUGUCUUACCAUCAUUCCCUCCCUCCGCACGUUUAUGUCUGUUCCUUAACUCUGCCAUCCAUUUAUGGAGUUUUGUACUACUUUGCAAAAAAUGUUUCCCAUAAUAAGACGAUAUGUCGUGCGCAAAACCUAGGACCUACUGUAGCAUAAAGUCAAGGUAACUCUUGAAAAUCAAAUUUCAACAGGGUUUUUUUCCUGUCUGUCAACCAUGCAUCAGUAGGAUAAUUAUCCAUAAGCUAU